Macrosteles quadrilineatus (aster leafhopper) is the source of this 1705-nucleotide messenger RNA. RefSeq names its product solute carrier family 35 member E2B-like. Lineage: Eukaryota; Metazoa; Arthropoda; Insecta; Hemiptera; Cicadellidae. Bases 314 to 1489 code for a protein of 391 amino acids. The transcript has 8 exons. Gene Ontology annotation, molecular function: antiporter activity. Gene Ontology annotation, cellular component: Golgi apparatus. The record is from RefSeq and is a predicted model, not a curated record.
ACCAGCAAUGCACCAUUGUUUGUAAUUUAACAGUGAACUAAAAGUAAAAUUACCUUUUUAUUUAUAAAGUUUGUAAAUCAAAUUUAUAACAUGUAACUUUAUAUUUUUAACGUAUUCUAUAUUGCAUGUUUACUGUACAAGAUUGGGUCAACAAUGUGUUGUAAAUCAUUUUAGUAUUUAAAGGUUAGAGAAAUCAGUGUCUAGUAACUUAAACUUUUUCAGUGAAUUUCUGUAACCAAGAUCUUAAGUGAGUAGUAUUUGUUAAAAAUUUGUAAUCUCAAGAAAUUGUUAACUGUUUCUGGAUGCCAUAAACAUGAUUGACGAUCAAACUUUGCUGAUUGGUAAAGGUGGAACAGUAGCCCCUCUACAUGGAAGUUCAAGAGACAUGUAUUUAUCAAGUACAGAUUCUGAUACAAAUUUAGUAAGUUCAGAUGAAAGGACAAGAAAGAAAAGUGUAAUCAAUAUCAACACGGGUGCUUUAUAUACCACUGGCAAACCAGAAGUUAGAGAUGGACUCUUGAAUGUGCGAGCUCUCUUCUUCCUCAUUUUAUGGUACUUUUUCAGUGGAUGUACAUUGUUUUUGAACAAAUACAUCUUAUCUUACACCGAUGCUGACCCAACAAUAUUAGGUACAUUCCAAAUGUUAACUACCACGGUGUGUGGUUUCAUCCAGCUGUAUAUACCUUGCGGCAUGUAUAAGCCGUCACAACGACUCUCCCGACCUCCCGGUUUCUAUAAACACAUGACCUUUGUUGGAUGCACUAGGUUUACAACUGUGAUACUCGGUCUAGUUUCCUUAAACUAUGUAGCUGUAAGUUUCACUGAAACAAUAAAAAGCUCGGCUCCAAUUUUUACUGUCAUCAUUUCAAGAAUAUUGCUGGGUGAGCACACUGGGUUAUACGUCAACUUAUCCUUGAUCCCCGUAAUGGGAGGUCUAGCUCUAUGUUCCAUCAACGAGCUUAGCUUCGACUUCCGAGGCUUUCUGGCUGCCAUGGCCACCAACCUUACGGAAUGCUUGCAGAAUGUGUAUUCAAAAAUGCUAAUUAGUGGAGAAAACUUCAAAUACACGCCAGCGGAGCUGCAGUUCUACACCAGCAUGGCAUCCGUGGUGGUCCAAAUACCCGCCUCUGUGUUGUUGGUAGACCUGUCUGGAGUCAGGAGUACCACAACGCUCACACAACUAGCGCUGUAUGUGCUCAACGGAGUGUUCUUCCACUUCCAGAGCAUUACUGCCUACGUACUCAUGGACUACAUUAGCCCAGUCACGCACAGUGUUGCCAACACGGCCAAGCGAGCUUUCCUGAUCUGGCUGUCGGUGCUCAUGUUUGGUAACGAUGUCACAGUGCUCAGCGGGCUCGGGACUUGCACUGUCAUAGUUGGUGUUCUUCUCUACAACAAGGCACAACAGAUUGAUCUGCAAAUGUACAGUAAACUCGUCAAGAAGGAGCACAGUGGACUCCCGAGCACAAUCAAGACAAGAACAAUUUAAGCCUCACAAGCAGCCAGUUUUGAGGUUAUGAGAUACAUCACUGAAAUCUGUCUCUGUCAUAGAUCUCGUCAUAGAUUGUCAAUUGCUAACUGUCAAACUAUUUCCAUCUUUGUAGAACUUUUUAUAAUACCAUAACUCCUUUAGUUUUUAUAAAUGCCUAUUUUUAUAAUUUUGUAUUCUAAACCAUGUAAUACAAGUGUAACCGUUUUUUUUUUU